UCACUUCCGGGCCCCGCCGGCGCUGUGCGCGCUUUUCUUCCUGUUUUAUGGGUGGAUGUGCAGAGGCAGAGCAGAGGGAGUGUCGUGGAAGGAGUCGGAGAGAAUGUGGGGCCAGCAACAUGGAAGGGGCAGGCGGGAAGCCCACAGAUGUUGUUGCAGUUGUGACUGAGCCUCGAUUUACUCAGCGAUACAGGGAAUAUCUCGAGAAGCAGAAACUCCUGGAUAGACAGCACCGUGUGAAAAAGCUGCGGGAUGGCACCGUGGCGCUACCGGUUCUGAGAGAGGCCCUCCUUGAGCAGCAUCUGCGAGAGCUGCGGAAUCGUGUGGCUCCAGGCAGCACCUGUGUGCUGACGCAGCUCCUGGAUCCAGUUCCUUCAAAGAAGGCCCAGAGUUACUCACCUGCCCAAAGGCUGUGUCUUGAGGUUAGUCGCUGGGUAGAGGGCCGCGGAGUGACGUGGUCGGCCGAGUUGGAGGCUGACCUGCCCCGAUCUUGGCAACGACACGGUGACCUCUUGUUGCUGAGUGAGGACUGUUUCCAAGCCAAGCAAUGGAGACAUCUGGAACCAGAACUCUGGGAGACGGUUGCCUCGGCACUUGGCGCCCAGCGUUUGGCCAAACGAGGGCGGGUGUCCCCGGAUAGCACUCGGACUCCAGCAGUGAGUCUGCUGCUGGGCGACCACGGCUGGGUAGAGCAUGUGGAUAAUGGGAUUCGGUAUAAGUUUGACGUGACCCAGUGCAUGUUCUCCUUCGGAAACAUCACUGAGAAGCUUCGUGUGGCGUCGCUGCCCUGCGCCGGAGAAGUGCUGGUGGAUCUCUAUGCGGGAAUUGGUUAUUUUACCUUGCCUUUCCUAGUUCAUGCCGAGGCUGCUUUCGUCCACGCUUGUGAGUGGAAUCCCCAUGCGGUAGUUGCUCUGAGAAAUAACCUUGAACUCAAUGGAGUAGCUGAUCGAUGCCAAAUACACUUUGGGGAUAACAGAAAACUGAAGCUAUCAAACGUUGCCGACCGGGUGAAUCUGGGGCUGAUUCCCAGCUCUGAAGAAGGCUGGCCCAUUGCCUGCAGAGUGCUAAAACAGGAUGCUGGAGGCAUUUUGCAUAUUCACCAAAAUGUGGAGUCUUUCCCAGGGAAGACUCUCCAGCCUCCUGGAAGCAGUGAGAUGGAGGAGCGUUGGCCUUCUCCUCGUCAGAUUAUCAGCAACCAGUUGAAAAAUGGAGCUACCAGUGAUUCUAGGAGGAAAACGCUGUCAGUGGCCACCAAGCCAGAGUGGCAGAGGUGGGCCAAAGCUGCAGAGACUCGAAUUGCCACUCUUCUUCAAGAGGUGCAUGAAAAACAGUGGAAGACACAAAUCUUGCACAUCCAACCAGUGAAAUCCUAUGCUCCCCACGUGGAUCACAUAGUCUUGGAUUUGGAAUGCCGCCCCUAUCAUCUAGUUGGCUAGAGGAGGUGGAUCCUGAGACAGGAGGAUCUACUUGUGAAUGACCCUGAAAGCAUCAGCUCAGGCCAGGUCUCACCCCUCUUGUCUCCUGGUAAUCUAAUAUUUUGUGACCCUGAAAGCAGGCCCUCAAUCAAUACAUAUAAUUUCAGUUGUCUUCCAUUAACAUACUAACAGAAUGAGCCACAUAUCUGGGAGAAAGCAGUGUGGCUCAUUGAAAUGAGACCUGUCUGCACAGUUACAAGGUCUGAAUUCUGACCUCGGUUCUGUCAAGUGGAAGACACAAUGCAGUUUUCAAGAUCACUGCAGCUGUAAUAUGGAAACUUGCCUGGAGUGGUGCCAGAAUGGAAGCAGGGAGAUGGGUGAACAGGGCUUCUGUGGUUAUUGAGGCAUGAGAUGAUGGUGGCUUGUACUAUGGUGGUGGCAAUAGGAGGAGAAUGGACUUGAGAAAUAAAAUCUGUCUAAGCAGUGGUGUCCAAAGCAAGACAGAGUGGUGCUGUUUGGUUAUUAUGACUGACUAAAUUAGGGAGGGACGAAGACAACACUUAAUCCAGUGUACUGACUCCAUUCCCUACUUUAAAAUUCCUAAAUGAGUGUGUGGGGAGCAGGGUGGGGAGAGUGUGUCUUAUGUUAGGUUUAUGGUGGCAGAGAAAGUGUUAAAGAAUGACUACAUUAAAUGAUAGGAAAACUAGAUUUCCAACUGUAGCUUGUGCAGUAGCUGCCAAUUGCUAGAUAUUUUUUAAAGUUUGAGUUAAAAUCGAGGAUCUUUACAGGCCCCAAUUCCCUUUCCAUCUUCCUUCCUGGCAACAUCAGGGCCAACAUAAGGAGCCCUAAGGAAUGUCGGAAAUUGUGAGUUUUCCAGUCCUCACCUUGGUUUACUGUUGAAAUGACUAAUUAUAGGGAGUCAGUUUACCUUUGGGGUGACUAAUAGUCAAGAAUCACCUUUCAGAGCUUUGUUUUGGGGCACUUUGAAGCCAUAUGGGCCUGUUUGCCUGAUGAAAGAAAUACAGAAAAGUGUGGCUUGGGGAUUCAUGGUGGCCUAGUGGUUAGGAUUCCAGGCUUUUACUACUGUGGCCUAGCUUCAGUCCUUGGUCAAGGAACCAAGAUCCCAAGAGCUGUGUGGCCUGGCCCAAAAAAAAAAAGCAAAGUGUGGCUCAGGAUUGUGAUUGUACCUGGCGUUGGGCUGGGUUGCCUGUCCUUCUCUUGCAGCAGUGGCAGUAAGGACAGGAUUGCUGCUGUGUGUGUUAUUCUGCAAAUAUUAAAUGCCUGCUGUCUACAUGAGCCACAGGAAAUAUGAAGAGACAUUAGAUGCUGUCUCUGAGGGGCUCCCAAGCUAGCAGUGGAUGUAACAAAUGCAGAGAGUUGGGACACAGUCAGUGCCAUGUAGGUGAUAAUUGUCGUGGGAAUGUGAAAGUGUGGAAGAAAAGCUCUCUCGGGGAGGUCUUCAGAGAGGUAGUGUUUGAAGUGGGUCUUAAAAACGGGGUGAGAUUUUGUUAAGUGGAGUUGGUGUGGAAGCAGGUGCUGCUUGAAGAGACUAACAGGUGCUAGUUUGCUCAGAGAGUGUUUGAAGUGGUGCCAGUAGAUCAGUUUGGAACAGAAGCAGCAGUGAGACGCAGGCUGAAGAUGAGUGUUGAUGUUGGAGUUAACAACUGUACGUGUCCUGAAAGGAAGGUGUUUGAGUUUAAAUGAGUUAACAUACGGUAACUGUCAUCACACUGGUAUAUCUUGAAUAUUUCCAUCAGUCUUUGUAUGAGGGUAACGACCAUUUCCCAGUUCGCCUGUGAGUGAUUGCUACACAUCUGCUUUACUUAUAGCAGAAGGUCCUUAUUUUGAAGGCCAUUCACUGGCUAAUGAGGAUGUUCUGUGAAUUCUGCACAUCAGGCACUGGGUAGAGGGCCAGGGACACAGUUUUCUCCAAGCACUUGCCAGAUGGCCUGACCCAGAAGAGACGUCUAAUGAAACCAAGGAAAAAAGACUAAAGGAGUCAGGAGGCUCACUGAGUUCCUUACAGAUUCAAUCUAGGAAUUUGUAGAAGCUCUAAAGCUUUCCUUCUUAGGUGUCAGUAUUAGUUGCUGAUUAAUGCUCCCACUUGAUGGAGAAGUUGUGAUUAAAAAGCAAUAAUUUUAUCAAACUCUUAACUGUAAGCUGUAUUCAUUAACUCCAUAAUUUUAAUAAAUUAUAUACUUGUAUUAAUA
This is a messenger RNA of Bubalus bubalis (water buffalo), 3625 nucleotides long. RefSeq names its product tRNA methyltransferase 12 homolog (gene TYW2). The transcript has 3 exons. Gene Ontology annotation, biological process: tRNA methylation. The record is from RefSeq and is a predicted model, not a curated record. Bases 48 to 1436 code for a protein of 462 amino acids. Gene Ontology annotation, cellular component: cytoplasm. Lineage: Eukaryota; Metazoa; Chordata; Mammalia; Artiodactyla; Bovidae. Gene Ontology annotation, molecular function: tRNA methyltransferase activity.